GCAAUGGCAGUAUCUCUCUUGGUGGAGUCCAUAAGGAACGCAGUAAUAGUUUAAAAAAUUGUGCUAGGAGACGACCUAACAUCUUUAAUGCAACUAGAAGUCAGUGAAGAAUGGGUCCUCCGAACGAAAAAGCCUCCAAGUUUGCGCCAACAUCAAGGAUAAAGAAGCUCCUCCAAAAACGCCUCCACAUUUUGCAAUGGCUACCGAACUACACUAAAAAUGACAUUCUAGCAGAUUUCAUAGCCGGCCUCACAGUAGGCCUGACCAUGAUGCCUCAAUCCAUCGCCUACGCCGGUCUGGCCGGAAUAUCUCCGGAAUAUGGGCUGUACACCGCUUUCAUUGGGUCUUUCACGUACGUUUUCUUCGGAACAAUAAAAGAGGUGUCGAUUGGACCGACUAGCUUGAUGUCUCUGUUGACGUUUUCAUUUGUUUUUCCUCACCCCGUAGAGUACGUGAUUUUACUGACGUUCAUUGCUGGCUGUGUGGAAUUUACCAUGGGCGUCCUGAAAUUAGGAUUUUUGGUGGAUUUCAUUUCGCCUUGCUUAACUUCGGGUUUUACGUCGGCCAGCGCUAUAAUAAUUAUAGUGGCCCAACUGAAGCAUCUGCUAGGCAUAAAGCUGCAUAGCCACGACACGUUCGAAGUCAUCGUGGAACUGAGCAACCACAUCGGAGAAAUUAAGUGGCAGGACACUUUGCUGGGAGUCACGUGCAUACUUUCUUUGUUUUGCUUUAAGCAACUAACCAAGAUCCCAACUAGGAGCCCCUCGGUGAAGAAGCUCCUCUGGUUCCUUUCGAUAUCGAAGAAUGCGCUGAUCGUUCUAAUGACAAGCCUCUUCGGUGCCUAUCUCUAUUAUAACGGCGGGGCACCUUUUAAACUGACUGGCCCGGUGCCCAAAGGAAUGCCUGAAGUCGGUUUCCCAGCCCUGUCGGCCAAAGUUGGCAACGAGACCGUGGGUUAUAGGGAAAUGGUAAAAUCGUUAGGCUCUGGGACCAUCGUCAUACCAGUCGUGGCGGUGUUGGCUAACGUGGCCAUAGCCAAAUCGUACAGUGCUGACGUGGUGGUGGAUGCCUCGCAGGAAAUGAUGACCUUGGGGCUUUGCAACAUUUUCGGCUCUUUCGUAAAGGCGAUGCCGAGUUGUGGUGCUUUUACAAGAUCGGCAGUGGCCAGCAGUAGCGACGUACGCACCCCUCUUCAAGGAAUAUACUCUGGAAGUGUAAUAAUUCUGGCGCUGACCGUUCUAGCGCCAUAUUUCUUCUUCAUUCCCAAGGCCACUUUGGCAGCCGUGCUCAUAACCGCAGGCAGUUCCCUGAUUGACUACGAAAUAUUUCCUGUGUUAUGGAAAUGCAACAAAGUCGACUUCAUCUUGACGCUGAUGACGUUCGUCAUUGGGGUGGUAAAGGGUGUAGAGGCGGCUAUUGUCAUUGGCAGUAUAUUCAACGCGAUGAUUUUGCUAAAGGCUUGGUCGAGGCCGAAUAUUUUAGUUGAAAUUCGUACGACUAAGGAGAAUAACAGGGAAUUCGUCUACGUAAAGCCUGAACUAGGACUGUACUAUCCCGCUGCUGACUAUGUGUCCGAGACAGUCAAAAAGGCACACAACCGAUCGCCAAAACUGCCCAUCGUGGUGGAUUGCGUCAACAUAAUAAAAGUUGAUUAUUCCGCAGCUAAGAUGUUAGAGAACCUGCUCAACAGCUACAACGAAAGGGAAAUCACGUUGUGUCUGAUCAACGUUACCUCCGACAUUUUGCAGACUCUGAAAACUGUGACUGAUACUAGUUACCUGCAGUUGUGUAAAAGUACUUCAAGUAUCCCCGAAAAAACUUUGAAUUUCUACAAUACUGAGCACGAAGUGCCCUUAUUGAAAGGGAGCAGAAAAUCCUCCGUGAUAAGUGAGAGAAGGGUGUCGAUAUAUGAUUUAGAGUAGGCGCUAGCGUUGUAUAUGUGAUUUUAAGUUUAAUAAUUUACAAUAAAUUAUUUUA
Anoplophora glabripennis (Asian longhorned beetle) is the source of this 1977-nucleotide messenger RNA. RefSeq names its product sodium-independent sulfate anion transporter. The coding region runs from base 111 to 1922 and encodes 603 amino acids. The transcript is spliced from 10 exons. Gene Ontology annotation, molecular function: sulfate transmembrane transporter activity. Gene Ontology annotation, biological process: transmembrane transport. Gene Ontology annotation, cellular component: membrane. Lineage: Eukaryota; Metazoa; Arthropoda; Insecta; Coleoptera; Cerambycidae. The record is from RefSeq and is a predicted model, not a curated record.